AGAGGGGCGCAGGAGAAGCGGCCCCCCCCCCUCGCCCCCCGCCCUGGCGCUCCUCGGCCGAUGGACCUCUCGGGCUCGCCGGGGGCGCGAUGGGCCAGCGCUUCUCCUGGAGCGGGGCGAGCCCAAAGGGCGGCGAAGAGGGCGGGCCCGAGGAGGACUUCAGCGAGGCCUGGAACCAGCGGGACGAGGGGGUACUCUGGGAGGUUGCGGCGUGGGUGCCUGGGCUGCUGCUGUGGCGCCGCAUCGAGGACGCAGAGCGAUCGCUGCGCAGGGCCAUCCGCCACGUGCAGGCGCGGCCGGCGGCGGCGGAGGAUCUGCCCGCGCUGCGCGCCACGUUGCUGCCCGCGCUGCGCCUGCUGCCGCAGCUGCCCGCGCCGGAGCAGCUGCAGGUGGGCUUCUGGGUCUCCAGCCUGCUGGGAGUGGUGCUCCUCAAGGCGGCCCAGGGCGGGCCUCUGCCCGCCCACUGCGCGGAAUUCUCCGCAGAGUGCGUGCGAUGGGCCGCGGUGGCCUGGAGCCCAGCCAGCCCUCUGGUGAACCAGACCAUCGACAACAACCGCCACGUCCUCGCGGUCUGCGCGAUCCUGGCCGAGGUGGCCGACGAGGAGACCAGGCGUAACCUGGUCGGCAUCGUGACCAGCUGCACCGUCGCGCCGGCUGCGCAGUUCUGGACCGCCCGGUUUUUCCAGUCGGUGCUGCAGGGCGUGCUGGCGGCCGUCGCCCUCGAGGCCACGGGCUCCAUGGAGCUCCAGAUCGCCUUCCCGCUAGUGCAGGGGAGCCACGUGGCCCCUAGCGCGGAGCUGGUGGAGAACGUCCUCCUGUUCGCGGAGGAGUGGGAGAGGAGGCUCGCGCGACCCCGCACGGACAGCCCUGCAUGGCUGGCCGCUGCCUCUGGCCUAGCGGGCGCCCGCCAGGGCGCGCCCCUGACGCCGGCGGCGUGCCUCGCGGCCCUCUUCCUGGCCCGCGCUGGAGGCGGCCGCGCCGGGGGGGGCGAGCUGGCCGCGCGCGCCGGCCUCGCUCGCUGGCUGCGCUCGGGAGUGUGCGAUCCGCCGCGGUGCGAGCAGGACGUGGUCCUGCGGGGGUACGUGGCGGCCGCGGCGGGCAGGGUGCUUGUGCGGGGCCAGCCGCUGCGGGUGUGGGAAGACCUGGCGCGGGCGCUGGUGCUGGCCGUGACUACCGCGGUCGUUCCCGGCUCGCUGCCGGGGCGCCCUCCCGAGCUGCUCGCACGCCAUUGGCGCUCCGCGGCUGGCCUGAUGCCGCUAGUGGCCGAGCCCCUCGCGGCGUGCCUCUCGAGUGUGCCCGAGGACGCGCAGGUGCCCCUGAUACUGCGCCCGCUCGAGCUGCUCUGCGCCGAGUGGUGCGAGGGCUUCGACAGGCUCAGAGGCUACCCAGAUCCCGCGCUGCGCCGCCUCGGCGUGCUCGUGCUCAUGCUCGUGGGCGGCGUGGCCCGCCAGGCCGACCUGGCCCGCCUCUCCACCCAGGCGCUGGUCUGCUGCAUGCGCGCAAUGGCUUCCGUGGACGCGUUCCGCGACGCGCAGACCUGGGGAACCGCGCUGCUGUCACAGGAGUACGAGGCCGUGUGCAAGCGCGUCUGCGAGAUCGGCACCUCGCGGGGCCCCGCCUUCGUCGCGGCCCUCAUGUGGACGCUCGCGGAGGCGCACGCCCACCUGGUGGCGGCCCGCCUGAGGAUGGGUGGCGCGGCGCACGCGUGCCGCCUAGCGGCCGCUCCAGAGCUCAUGGACACGGAGCGCUACUUCGAGUGGGUGUGGCCCGUCGUCCUCGACUGCGUCUGGGCAGGCGGGGAGCGGGGCGACGACCGGUCCCCCCUCGCCGCCCGGGCCCACUCGGUGGCCGCCGUGUGCUUCGCCCACGCGGGGGCGCGGGGCCGCAGCGGCGAGGUUGCGAAGUACCUGUCGGUGGGCAUCCUGGCCUGCGUUGCCGCGCCGCAGCAGGACCUCUCGGGCCCGGCCUGCCCGAGAGCUUCCAUAGCCCGCGUGAUUGGGAGCCGAGCCGACGGUGCUGCGAAUGUAUGA
Molecule: messenger RNA, 2030 nt
Organism: Prorocentrum cordatum
Lineage: Eukaryota; Dinophyceae; Prorocentrales; Prorocentraceae
Source: the annotation of a GenBank genome assembly